AUGCUCUCAAGUCCUGUACUCUCUGCUUCAGAUAGCGAGUUUGACGAAGAGGAAAUCAUGCGUGUAGGUGCUGUUGAUGAUGCAGACUGGGAACUUGCCCGUGGUGAGAUAUCCGAAACUCCCGCCACUAUGGAUGCGGUGGCGCCGACCGAGGAUGCAGCGACUCAUGCAAGCAAGACGGCCGCGCAGAUGGCGGCUCUUUCGAAAUAUGCAGCGCGGAUUCAUGUGGAUGAUGUAUAUGAUCCCUCACGUGUAGCAGGUGGCAGCAUUGAUGCUCGUGUGCCGCGGAAAACCAACAAACUUGAGGUGAACAAGCGCAAGGACAAAGCGGACCGUGCAACGUUGCAGCAGGUGCUGGAUCCGCGCACCAUGGUCCUUCUAUCCAAAUUAAUUCGCCGCGAACUUAUCACCGAGGUGAAUGGGUGCAUCAGCACGGGAAAAGAGGCGAAUGUAUACCACGCAACGAUGCCUCCCGCGGAGGAAGGCGGGGUGCCUCGCAGCGCCGCCAUCAAAAUCUACAAGACCAGUAUUCUGGUAUUCAAAGAUCGUGAUCGGUAUGUGUCUGGUGAGUUUCGGUUCCGCCAUGGCUAUGCACGUCACAACCCACGCAAGAUGGUACGUCUUUGGGCGGAAAAGGAGAUGCGCAAUCUCAAGCGUCUUGUCCACGCGGGACUACGUGCACCUGACCCCAUCGAACUGCGCGACCAUGUCCUAGUGAUGGAGUUUUUGGGUGAUAGUCAUGGAUGGGCCAGUCCGCGCCUAAAGGAUGCCGAGGCACUGAUUUCGGCUGAUGACUGGAUGCGUUUGUACCAUGAAUUGCUUGCAACGGUUCGCUUGAUGUAUCAUCGCUGCCGUUUAGUGCAUGCGGACUUGAGCGAAUACAAUAUCUUGUUGCAUGAGGGUCACCUGUGGAUCAUUGAUGUGUCUCAGUCGGUGGAGCAUGACCAUCCUCAUGCCUUUGAUUUUUUGCGGGCGGACAUUGCUCAUAUCGACGCUUACUUUGCCAAGUAUGGUGUCCGCACCCUCGGCCUGCGCAAAACAUUCCAGUUUAUUGUGAAGGAGGCCGCGCGAUCACGCGGUGGUGGCGUGGCAGGCCUCGAGAAGCUGGAACAUGCAGAUGAACAGAUUAACGAGGCGGUCUUAGAAUUCCACCAGGCGGGUGAUCAGGAUGAGACGGAGGCAUCUCUCAUGACCGAGCUUGCGCGCUUGUCUGUCGACGACGCGGCAGAACCUGAUGGAACGACAGAGGCAGCCCCUUCACUCGUGGGCCGUCUCGUCGAGCAGCUUGACGAGGCUCGCAACAAUGAGGCAGAAGAUGCCGUGUUCCGUCAGAGCUACUUACCACGUACAUUGGACGAAAUUUACGACCCGGAGCGUGAUUCGCAGCUGCUACGCUCAGGGAAUGUGAGCAGUUUAAUCUACUCUGGCGUCACCGGUCUUGAUGAAGUGUACGAAGACAGCGCGAGCCCAGCAAUGGCAGCACCACCCUCCAGCUCUGUCGAGGGUAUGGAGUCUGCGUCAGACACGGGCAGUGACACUGGCGAGUCCAGUGGCGGCGGCAGCGAAGACAGUGAUGGUGACAGCGACGAGCCCACUUCUGACUCACUCACACCCGAGGCUGCCAAGGCCAAGGCGAAGGAGGAACGCAAGGUA
Molecule: messenger RNA, 1653 nt
Organism: Malassezia sympodialis ATCC 42132
Lineage: Eukaryota; Fungi; Basidiomycota; Malasseziomycetes; Malasseziales; Malasseziaceae
Source: the annotation of a RefSeq genome assembly